GUUGUGUGGUGGUGCUGUUGUUCAACUGGAAUUUUGUCAGGUGGUCUUUCAAAUACAACUUCCUGUCACAAUGCAUCAAAACAACUCCUGAACAAAAGCAGACCCUGACCUGUCUGACGUUGUCUCCUUUGCACGUGCAACCUUUUCAUCAACCGGCCAAAUCUGUCGCCAUCUUGGCUCACUAACUGGCACAGUUGAACAGCAUGUUCCAGCUCCCAUGUUGGCGUCCCCAUUGCUCUGCCCACUAGUGGGCUUCAGUGGGCCGACAAAGCAUGUAACCCAUUAAUUAACACACGAUAUCCAGUGGACCCCUCGCCUCGUUGAGGUCUGCUACACGGGAAUUCACCAUACUCGUUUUUUUCCCGUGAAACUUAAUCCUCAGCUAUUUAGUGGAAAACUUCACCUAUUAUCAGAAUCUACAAUUUUUUUUUAGCUUUCUGGAGUGUCCUAAAAGGCCACAAGAUGGCUAAGCCCUUGCUAAUUGGAAAGUAGUAGUUGGUGUCAAGGAAAGUAUGCUGAAGUGACACAUUGUCUGUUCUAAGAUUUUUGUAUGCUGGGGAGGAGCUAGGUUUAGCCUGGGUUGUUAUCACAAAUUGAGUCUAUAAGUAGAGAGUAGGUUUUACACUGAAAUUUUUAUCUAAAUCAAAUUAUCUAUAAGCCAUUGAUUUUAAGGGUAACUUUGUCAGAGUUUGAAAUGAUGUUGAAUUGUUUUGGGAUCAUAGUUUGUGCUAUAUUUACUGUUUAUUAAUAAUGGAAAUUAUAAACCACCUUCUUACAUUCAAGCUUCUCUGACAUCAAUUUGUAGUUCUGUUGAACCUGGGUAAGACAAAAGUGAGAUUUCAUUAAAGGAGCAGGUUUUGAUGAAGGUGUGUGUGAGAAGUGGUGCAUUUUGAAAACUUAAGGCCAAAAGCUUCUUUCUUUGUUCUGUCAGCCAAUCCAAGGUGCCAUUGAGCAGCGAUAGGUCAGAUAUCAGCCUGACCAGAUUAAAAUGUUGUUUGGUCAGAUGGACAGAUGAAAUCCAAGCCUUUAACGGCAAAAUGGUUCUUGUGUUUUAUCUGCCUCCUCCACAAAGUUCCUCAAUCCACUUCCCUCUCCUUUGUGCACAGCUUAUCCUUUAGUGAUGGCAUCAGCCUUAAUAACCGGUGAUUGAUGUGAUGGACCUGAGUGAUGUCGUCAGGGUUUCUUGCUGUUUUUGUGAUCUUUGCUCGUGAGUCUUGAUUGUGCAAAUCAAUGACGCCUUGUUUGGGAUCAAUUACCUUUCUUGGUGCUGUUUUACGGUUUCCACUGUUAUGUUACGAUUCCUUUGCUGUUAAUGUGUUCAGAAAUUAUUUUGAGUGUAGUUAGUAAUGUAGAUACUAAUGGCAGUAAAUCAAGGAAAAUAUUAGUCCUCUUUCCAUGGCUUUAUUAUCUUUAGUUGUUGAUUCACACAGCAAUUUACAUCAUAUCUUUCAACUUGAGUCCUUAAUUGAAUGCACUUUCCAUGUGUCGUAAAUAAGCUAAAUUAGUGGUCGUCAAACUUUUUAUACCCAGUACCACCUCAAAAAACACUUGCAAAAAAUAGUUUCCUGGAAGCCACCAUCAUGACUAACACUGAAAUGUAGCAAAAUAGUAGGCCUAAGUGUUCAUCAAAAAUGAGGCAGAGGUUUUAUUCCUAAAAAUUCUAUUAUUUUAAUCCACUGUAACAUUAUUCAGUUUGAACAUUAACACUGUGCUUCAACAUAGGAAAAGACACAAUAUAUGCAAAUUAUGAUUCAAUUAGUUAAAUACAAAUUGCACUUAAAUGUGUAAACACUGGACAGAUUAAAUGCAAAUAUAUUGUUCUAUUGUACGGUACUUGAAGAUUAAAUACAACUCACUUUACUACUUGUACUGUAUUUGAAAAAUAACAACUGUAUUGGACAUGAAAAGUAAAUGCACUACUAGAUUUAAUACCAAGUUUAAACUGGCUGUAUUCAUAGCUACAAGCUUCUUUCAGGUAUGUUUGAUAUGGUUGAAAUUUGUAUUUAAUUCAGUGAUUCUUUCCCAUAGCACUAGACAGCCUGCAUACCACUAGUGGUACUCGUACCACACAUAAUUGCUGGCCUUAAUGGCUUGGUAGCUAAAUGGUGGAUCUGUUCUGCUGACUGCCUUUUACUUACUGUGCCUCAGCAGUUUAGGCAAGCAUUCCAAUAAGACCUGAUUGUUUUGAUUAAUCUUCUAUUAACUGUAUAAUGUUUGUAACUAUUUUAACCACGCAAAGCACUUUGUGAGUCCUCUCUGUGAGAAUUAUUAAACUGUAUGAAUGAAAUUUACCGACAGUGGUGCCUUGACUUACGAGUGCCCCAACUUAUGAGUAUUUAAUUUUUUCCUGCUAGCUAACACUGAACAAAGCAUGUGGUAAACAGCCAACUAGACUGACUGCAGCUGUGGUCACUUACUAGCCUACGCUUCUUAAAGGCACACAUCAACACACGAAUGUACCACAGUCUGUCUGACUUUCAGAUUAAUUACACUUCAGAAAGCCAGUAUAUUAUUUGUAAUAUAUUUUUAAUAUGUAUAUUUUACAACACAGUUGUGUUGCUGGUUUUCUUUUUCAAAAACGUGUACCAAAAUAAUUGUGUUGGGGGGCUGUAGCAGAUUCUUGACAUUUUACUUCAUUUCAAUGGAGGACAUUGAUUUGCUGUUAAGAGUAAAUUUAGUUAUCAGCCUAAAGGUGGCGACAUUUUCCUUUUAAAACGGCCCGUGUCAUUUCCCAUCACUUGCAUCCAUGUUUUUGAAUAAAAACAAGCAGAUGUCAACAUGGUAGCAUUUUAGACAGUGUGCUAUAUAUUUUGACAAACACACGCAAUCCGUGGCCGCUGGCUCCUACAUUUAUGAGGCUAAUGAACUUGGCUGCUUCCUCCAAUCCGUGGUCGCCGUCUCGCAUAUGAUUAUGCAAAUGAGGCUCGUUUCCAGCCAAUAAGGUGGCUGCUGGCGCUGUUUCCCCCGCUUGCAUCUUGCAGCGAGACAGCCCCCUCUCCUCCUCCUCCUCCUCCACGACCUCAGUCUUUGUGCCCAACCUCAGCGGCCGUGGAGCUGCAGAAUGCGCUCCGGUUUGACGUUUGCACCACCGGAUGUCCUCUUGAGCUGAGCUGGGCCGAGUCGAUGGACGGGAUAGCAUGAAUUCUCAGUGUUACACGGUGGCGAUGGACCUUGGCGUUUGCCAUCUGCGGAAUUUCUCCAUCUCGUUUCUGUCCUCCGUACUCGGGAAGGAGAGCGCGUCGGUCAGGCUUGACAGAAGCUCUUCGGGUGCAAGUGUCGUGGCCAUUGACAACAAGAUUGAGCAAGCAAUGGACCUGGUGAAGAGUCACCUGAUGUACGCUGUACGCGAGGAGGUGGAGGUGCUGAAGGAGCAAAUCAAGGAACUGAUGGAGCGCAACACUCAACUGGAGCAAGAGAACAACCUGCUCAAGAACCUGGCCAGCCCCGAGCAGAUGGCUCAGUUCCAGGCCCAGGUCCAAACUAGCAGCUCCCCCACCGGCGCUGCCCAGCAGCCUCAGGUCCCGGGCUCGGUUGGAACCGCGCAAGCACUCCCCUCUGCACAGAACUCGGGCUCGUCCGCGUAAAGAGGAAAGAUCCGUAAGAUCUGUGAGGCCCCCCCAACCAACUAUGCCACCUUCUCGAGGAACUCCCGCAAGUGUUUUGUUGCACAUUUAAUUUAUUCUGCCUUGUCUCGCAACUUUGACCUGCUCAGACAAUCACAACAAGCAGACAUGAACUGAAACCCGCAAGCAGGCAUUGGCGUCAAAUCCCUCCUUGUGUGACCUGUGGAGCGUGUGCCAAUGUCAGCGCACCACCUCAACCCAGCACACACAUUCCAUUUUUUUUUUCUCCACAUGCACAUGUUGCUGCUAAAGAUAGAUGAAAUUUAUCAGAGGACUUGCGUGCGCCCCCCCAUCUAGAAUGGGAACCAGUCAUUUCCAGUCUUGAUGGUCUGGUUUGAGGCGGUUUUAAGAGAAAAGAUGAACUGUGUUAAUUGGCACCUCACUUUUCACUUGUAGGGUUCGGUGUUCUUCUCCCGUGUUACGUUGCUGUUCCCACCCUCGACGCACCCUCCCCUAUUGGAAGAGUUGAAUAUUCAUGCAGGGAAUCAAUGUUGUUGUUUUUAUAGGGUAAACUGGGGAGGGUUUAGGAUUUAUUUUCUUUGUUUGCUCUUGUGGAUGUAAUUUAAUGUCCUAGUGAUGUGUACAAGAUAAAUAAUGGAGACGAAUAGGAUACGACUGUAGGUUUGUACAUAUUAAAACAUUUCCAAUUCUGCAAAGUGCCUGGUUUUUAACCAUAGAUACAUAUAUAAUCUCUUUUCAGUUAUUUUAUUCAUGUAAAUAUAUUUGUAAAUGUAUAUAUCUAUCUAUGGUUUGCCAGGCUCUGAAGUACCUGUGAUGUCAGCACUCAGGACGGGAACAGAUGAGGAUCAUUUACUUCCACGCUGAACACUGUCUCUCCUGCGGUGACUAUCGUCACUUUGCUCAGUCAAAACGAUACCGACUGUUUCUUUUCUGGGAUGUUUGUCACUUAAAUUGUUUUGUUGAAGUGAAUGAGGAAGCUUUACUUUACUUUUUUUUUUUUUUUUUGUGAUUUUGUGCAGCCAAGCGUUUGUGUUGCUGCUAGGACACUCAAAAGGACACAGGCACACACACUUGGAAAAUGGAGGAAUGCCUCGCAGAAAAUAUGUCAAUCUUUUGUGCAUGUUCCUCAGCCCAUCACAAAUGUGACGUUACAAUUUGCACUAGACAGUUGCACCUCAAAUAAAAGUCAAAACAAAGAAACAAAUGGACUGUUUUUUUCUUUUUACUGGAUAUACUUUAUUGCCUCUCUCUCUCUGAGGAGGGAGAAAAGCAGGCCAAAAUCCAGAUGUCAGGGUGAGAGACUCGGUAGGUAUGGUUUAACCAAAUGGGAGUGUAGAAAUACAUAUUGUUUUAAUCCCAGAGGGUAAAUGCAUGCAUCCAGCCAUCCAUUUUCCGUACCGUUUAUCCUCACUAGGGUCGUGCUGGAGCCUAUCCCCGCUGACUCUGGGCGAGAGGCCGUAUACACCACUGAACUGGUCGCCAGACAAUCACAGGGCACAUAGAAACAAACAAGCAUGUAUAAUUGUUGAAUGCAUUGCGUGUGCACAAAUUCACCUACAUGUAGGCAGCUUCCACAUUUUUAUUAGGCAUGCGCACAACAGCACAGCAGCACGUUCCCCACUGCCCCCACCCUCCGCUUCAAAAUGUCACGUGG
Messenger RNA from Phycodurus eques (leafy seadragon), 5238 nucleotides. RefSeq lists its product as uncharacterized. The transcript has 3 exons. Gene Ontology annotation, biological process: regulation of transcription by RNA polymerase II. Lineage: Eukaryota; Metazoa; Chordata; Actinopteri; Syngnathiformes; Syngnathidae. The coding region runs from base 3138 to 3584 and encodes 148 amino acids. The record is from RefSeq and is a predicted model, not a curated record.